UUUACUAGAUUUUAACUGACAUACAAGACAAGUAGGUCCCUUCAAUGACAACUGAUUUAUCAGAGGAAAAGUCUUUAGCAAGUACUGCUUAGCCCACCAUGGACUUUUCUAAAAUAUCUGGUUUUAUCUGUUUAUCUUAGCCCCAAAAAAGACUUCACCUGGAUAGACGUGCAUGAAGAAAGCACAAUAACAUAGCAUCAAAAGGAUUUAUAGUUUCAGACUUUGCUGCUUCCAGUCCUCUACUUUGUUGUCAAUUGCAAAGUGGUGCUGAUAAAUGUGACAUCAAAAUGCAGUCUCACACUUUGGUUUCUGAACAUCAACAACAAAAAAGAAUGGAGGAAGCUGAAUUGCUGAAAGAAAGAUUCCAGGCCAUAACAGACAAAAGAAAACUGCAAGAAGAAAUUACACAGAAACGUCUAAAAGUAGAAGAGGAAAAAAUGAAACACCAACAUUUAAAGAAAAAGGCCUUGCGAGAAAAAUGGCUCUUGGAUGGCUUUAGUUCUAUGACUCCAAAGGAAGAAGAAGAAAUGCAAAAGCAGAAUCAGGAGGACCAACAACGGACUCAUGAGCUGGAACAAGACAUCUUCAGACUGGAGAAGGAAAUUGAGGCUCUGGAAAGACAAGAAAUGGAAGUCUCAGCUAAGGAAGAAGCAAUUCUGAAGAAGCUGAAGUCUGUUGAGAAAACAACAGAAGACAUAAUAAAGUCUGUGAAGACUGAAAAAGCUGGAUUUGAAAAAGAGGGAGCAGACUACAUAUAUGCCAGCAUCCCUGACCUUCCCAAGUAUUUCAGACCUUCUGCACUGAGAAGUACAACACAUGCUGACAUGGAUGAUGAAGAAAAGAGAAAAGCAUUGUUUGCCAUGGAAAUUAAGGUUGAAAAAGACAUGAAGACUGGAGAAAACACAGUGUUAUCAACAAUACCUGUUCCCUCAAAGGAGUUUAAAGAGACAGGAAUUAAAGUCUAUGAUGAUGGCAGGAAGUCCGUUUAUGCAGUGUCCUCAAAUGGGACCACAACACAGAAUGGGAUGGAUGAACUUGCUCCUGUUGAAGUGGAAGACCUGCUACGGCAAGCAACUGAAAAAAAUUCUCAGUCUCCCACAGAGUACCAUGAACCUGUCUUUGCAAAUAAAUUCUGCAGGCCAGUUACUCCUCAGAAAGACAAAUUAAUCCCAGGACCAAAACUGGAAGGUACUGACAAAAGAGAGAUGAAUGGAUUUAGCAAUCAUCAGUCAGGGUUCUGCUCCAAAACAGAGCCCUUUAUGCAGCAAAACAAAGAGAAUGGCCUUGAUCUUCCAAAGGUAAUACAACCAAAGUCUCCCUCUCCAGUAAUUUCUCAUACGGAGAAGAAAGUGCACACUAAUCCUGACAACAGGAUGAUUCAUAAUGAAGAAAGAAAUGCUGCACACGAGGAAUUAAAACCUUACCAGAAUACAAGGGAAAACCAUAGUGAGACCAGGUUUUUAAAUCCCUGUCAUGCUAAUGCAGCACCCCCCACACCUCAGGAUGAGGAAGAUGUUCGGUACAACAUUGUGCAGGCUGUGCCUUGUUACGUGGAUGAGUCCGAACCUGUCACGAUGGUUUUCAUGGGUUACCAGCGCGUUGACGAUGACGACGCAGAAGCAAACCAGAAGCUGGCCCCGUACGAUGGGGUUAUCCAUGCAGAACUGGUUAUCAUUGAUGACGAGGAUGAAGACGACAGCAAAUCUGAGAAACCAGCAUAUCAUCCCGUAGGCCAUUACAGUCAAGUUUAUCAGCCACCAAACAGGAAAACCACAGAAGCCCAACAGACAAACCCUGUGAGCAGUCUGGGUCCAAGCCUGGACAAGGUACCCCACAAAAAUUCCAUCUCCCUGCAAGAACAAGAGGAACGCUUAAGCUCACCGACCCACCAUGCGCAUCUUCACAGCCAGAUGUCUGGAGAUGGUACAGAAGAUCCCUCACUAACAGCUCUGAGGAUGAGGAUGGCAAAGCUGGGGAAAAAAGUCCUCUAACAGCUGUAAUGACAUGGAAGUAAAAUUUACCACUCAAAGCAGAUAAAACUAAGAAGACUUGCUUCCACAUACUUUUUCUGGAUCAUAAUGCUUGUUUUGCUAUUCUGUUUCAUGGGCUGUUUUGCCCUCUGCAUAAUGCAAUGGACUUUAACAGACUUUCAGAUUUGACCAACUGCCACACGCACACAUAUCUCAUCCUGGAUUUUGUUAAAAGUAGUGGGAAGUUACCUAAGGCCAUAAAUGCAGUGUAUAUACAAGUAUGAAGACAUGUGCAUACCUGUUCUCACAAUCAGAAAUAUGCUGUUGCUGUAUACACAGAGCAGAUAAACACCUAUCUCCAUGGAACUUCAUGGGACAUUGUUUCACAUUAAAGUGUGCCAAUCUAUCUGAUUUUGACUGAAAAUGCUGUUCCAGCAUGAUUUUUGUAAAAGCAUUGGUUAAUAAAAAGCAAAAUGUGAGAGAGGAGCAGGAAGAAAUGUAAAUAUAAAACAUGCUUACCAAUUAUACUACCUUGGAUGAAAUGUAAAGCAUUCCUUUUUAAGUGAUAGCAGAACAAACAAAAAACAAUUAAGCCAGCAUAUUUAAAUAUUUAGCCCCCUUCUAGACCUCCACAGUCCAUUCUCCCUUCUAUGUUACAUAUGACAGUGUAGCCAUCCUCACACCCUGCUCUCUUUGCCAUCCCACAAACACGCUGCCCACCCACAACCUCACAGAUCAAUCCUAUGCAUAAUAACAUGAACAGCCUGACCUCCUGAGCAUGUUUUCACCUCCCAGCCUGCUGAGAAAGCUCUGCUUUUCCAAGAAACUGGUUGCCAGACAGGCAGUGCUGUCCAUCAAAAAAACCAAACAAACAAAAACCCAACCAAAACAAACAAACAAAAAACCCCCAACAACAGAAAAGGACUCCAACAGCCAUACUGUUUAGGUUUCAGUGGGCUGGAGAGCUAAAAUCAGGCAAGCCUCCCACCAGAAAUGCUGAGUUGCCAGUAGCUUGUCCUGCAGCUGAAUACAAAGAUCUGUUACAGAUCUUUGUCUGGUGCAAACACUGCUGGGCACGGUUCUCCAGCAAGUUUCAAGGCUCCCACCAAAAAGCAGUUUAAUUCUUUCCACAUGGUAGAGGAGUUAAGGGCCCUAAAAGCAGGUUCAAUCACACAUAGAGAAAUCACAUCCAAGUCACAUUUUCCAGUACAUAGUUCUUGGGGAGAAAAAGUGCCUCAUAGCACACUACACCAUUAUGACUCAAAUCAGUACAACAGCUUUAAUUUACCAGGUCUUAGCCUCAUUUGUAACACUAAACAGAUAAAGCUCAUGUUGUGUUCUUCUGGUAUAGCGGACUCUAAUUAUACACAAGUAAAAAAAAAAAAAAAAAAAAAAAAAAAAAAAAAAAAACCCAAAAACACCAAAAAACCCUAUAAUUUUUUGCUGGUAUUCUUUCCAAAGCAGGAAAUUGAAGUUACUACCUCAUAGUGGGGCAUGAUGGUAGUAAUUGACUGAUUUGUCACCUCUAAACAUUUGGUGGCUCCCAGUCUGAUGUGGGUAAUCAUCUCAAAUUUUAAGACUUGUCAGAAACUGUUACCUGGAGAGUGGAAUAGUAAAUGAGAAUAAAUAAAUUUUAUUACAGUACA
Molecule: messenger RNA, 3616 nt
Organism: Passer domesticus (house sparrow)
Lineage: Eukaryota; Metazoa; Chordata; Aves; Passeriformes; Passeridae
Gene: PALMD
Product: palmdelphin
Exons: 9
Coding region: 288-1991 (567 amino acids)
Biological process (GO): regulation of cell shape
Cellular component (GO): cytoplasm; membrane
Source: RefSeq, a predicted model, not a curated record